AUGAGUCAAACCACUGACGAUGAACCGAAUCAAAAUAAUGAACCUUUCAUACCGAAUGAAGAGGUUGGCGAAGACAGUGAGGAUGAUCAAGAAGAGGUCCGAUUUGAAGAUCUAUUUGGUGCUAGCGAUGAUGAUGGCAAUGAAGACCUCAUCGAUACACCUACCGUAGCAGUAAGAGCUGAACCGAUCAAUUUUUUCACACCAAUCCACAAUGCUGACGACAUAGAGGAGGGCAUGGAGUUUGAAAAUAAGGAAGCAUGUGUUGUCGCGUUGCAACAAUGGGUUUCUUUGUGUAAGGGGAACUCAAAGUGGAAGAUUGGUAAGCUUGGUGGGCCUCAUACAUGCACAACCACUUCUAUGUCACAAGACCAUAGAAAACUCAAUUCAGAAAUGAUUAGUAAGAGCAUAAUGAAGCUUGUUAAUCACGACGCUUCUCUUAAGGUGAAGGUGAUCAUCGCUCAUGUUGCAGAAAAAUAUAGGUAUAUAAUAUCGUACAAAAAGACAUGGAUUGCAAAAUGUACUAUUAUAGAAUUGCAAACCUUACCUGUGAUUUCAUACGAUGGAUCCCAAUUGGGUGACAAAAGGAUCUUCCGUCGUCUAUUUUGGGCAUUUCGACCAUGUAUACGUGGUUUCGCCUAUUGUAAACCUAUUGUGCAAGUUGAUGGAACAUGGUUGUAUGACAAGUAUAAAGGGACUAUGUUGAUGGCUCUGGCACAGGAUGGGAACGAGAACAUUUUCCCAAUAGCUUUCACAUUAGUUGAAGGUGAGACAAAGGAUGCUUAG
This is a messenger RNA of Lathyrus oleraceus (garden pea), 783 nucleotides long. RefSeq lists its product as uncharacterized. Bases 1 to 783 code for a protein of 260 amino acids. The record is from RefSeq and is a predicted model, not a curated record. The transcript has 4 exons. Lineage: Eukaryota; Viridiplantae; Streptophyta; Magnoliopsida; Fabales; Fabaceae.